AUGACAUUUGCGGAGGCUCCGGCGCAUACCGAGGAAGAUCAAGAGGGGAAAAUCAGAGGGGAAACCCGGGAGGAAACCCUGGGGGAGAAACAGGACGAUGCCUCCAAAACCCUCAAAUACCACCUGCUUGGGCCUUCGCUGACAAAGGCGGGCCAAGACAAGGUCGACCAAAGCAAGGCUCAGGUUUCGGAGAUCAUAUACAAUGCGUCCAAGGGUUCCAAGUUCUUUAACCGCGAGGAAGAACGAGACAAGAUUCUCACGCAGAAAAUCGAACAGAUCCUAGCGCGCAAGAAGAAGCUGGAACAGCAAGAUCUUACACGGGAUCUACGAAAUGCCGACCGUCUUCUCGCGGAGCUCGAACUUUCCAGAGACCUCACCCAGCACAUCGUGCACCUCGACUGCGAUGCCUUUUUUGCGGCAGUAGAGCAGCUUGACCGACCGGAUCUCAAAGAUGUCCCUUUUGCUGUUGGCGGCGGCGUUCUCACCACGUGCAACUACGCUGCGCGCCAAUUUGGCUGCCGCUCAGGCAUGGCUGGCUUCGUGGCCAAGAAGCUCUGCCCACAGCUCGUCCUCAUCAAGCCCAAUUUCCACAAGUACGGCGCAAAGGCCGAGGAAGUGAGGGCGGUGCUUGCAAACUACGAUCCGCGAUUCGAAAGCGCCAGCAUUGACGAGGCAUAUCUCAACAUUACGGAAUACUGCGACCAGCAUGACAUUGAUCCGGCAGCAGUGGUGGAGCAGAUGAGAAUCGAGGUUCAUGAAAAGACCAACAUUACAGUCUCAGCUGGCAUUGCUGCCAACGCCAGGCUCGCCAAGAUUUGCUCAAACAUCAACAAGCCGAACGGACAAUAUGUCCUGCCCAGGGAUAGAAGCGCCAUCAUGGCGUUUAUGCGGGACCUGCCUACGAGAAAAGUCAACGGAGUCGGCCGGGUCCUCGAGCGCGAACUCUUGGAGAUUGGCGUCAAGACGUGCGGGGACAUUUAUGAGCAGCGGCAGUACCUGCACCGGCUUUUCGGGGACAAGACAUCCGAGUUCCUCUUUCGCUGCUAUCUCGGCCUCGGUCGCACGAAGAUACAGCCCGCAGAAGAAUACGAGCGCAAGAGUGUCGGGACGGAGAGCACAUUCCACGACAUGUCGGACCCUGUGCAGCUGAGGAACAAGCUUCGCUCGACGGCUGAGGCUCUGGAACAGGACAUGAGACGAAGCGAGUGCAAAGGCCGGACGCUCUGCAUAAAGAUCAAGCUCCAUACGUUUGAGGUCUUUACCCGGCAAGUCAUCUUGCCAAAGUCAAUCUAUCUCGCCGAAGACCUGUACAACUAUUCGCUGCCGAUGCUUGCCAAGUUGGAGCAUGAGAUGCCAGGCAUGAAGCUGCGGCUCAUGGGGCUCCGCUGCACAAAUCUGGUCAGUACCAAGAAGCCCGAUACCAUGGCGUUCUUUGGGUUCAGACCUCGUCGACAGGACUCGGGAGAGUCGAGUGAAAGUGGAGUCGUCAAGAGGAAGGCGAGCACGCCGUUGGAAAGAGAAGAAGAAUGGGAGACAUUCGACGGAGAUGAUGAGGACUUGAUGGCCAAGAUGGACGCAUACCUGGGCGACGUAUCCCCCGCGCACGACGAAGAGGAGGAAAACAACGGGACACCAAAUCACCGAAGACACGGAAAGGAGAUUUUGCCCAACCCGCGUCCCGACGGUGAGGCUUCGCCACAAGAGGACUGGUGGGAUUGCCCGAUAUGCUUGCGCCCCCAGGCAGCAAACGAGCGGCAAUUCAACGAGCACAUUGACCUGUGUCUGUCUCGACAGACUAUUCGAGAUGCCCUCGUCCAGGCAGACGACCCGAAAGACGCGAGGCCCGUCCCAUCGCCAGAGGCGAAUAAGCGUCCGAAGCUGUCGACGGAGAAGAAGCGGGGCCGGCCGCCCUCUACGGAUCCAAAGCAGAAGAAGCUAUCGUUUUGGUAA
Trichoderma reesei QM6a is the source of this 1950-nucleotide messenger RNA. RefSeq lists its product as uncharacterized. The transcript is spliced from 2 exons. The record is from RefSeq and is a predicted model, not a curated record. Gene Ontology annotation, biological process: error-prone translesion synthesis. Gene Ontology annotation, molecular function: damaged DNA binding; DNA-directed DNA polymerase activity. Gene Ontology annotation, cellular component: nucleus. NCBI's taxonomy places the organism in Eukaryota, Fungi, Ascomycota, Sordariomycetes, Hypocreales, Hypocreaceae. Bases 1 to 1950 code for a protein of 649 amino acids.